Artibeus jamaicensis (Jamaican fruit-eating bat) is the source of this 813-nucleotide messenger RNA. It is a transcript of the gene SULT6B1, whose product is annotated as sulfotransferase family 6B member 1. Gene Ontology annotation, cellular component: cytoplasm. Gene Ontology annotation, biological process: sulfation. Gene Ontology annotation, molecular function: sulfotransferase activity. The coding region runs from base 16 to 813 and encodes 265 amino acids. NCBI's taxonomy places the organism in Eukaryota, Metazoa, Chordata, Mammalia, Chiroptera, Phyllostomidae. The record is from RefSeq and is a predicted model, not a curated record. The transcript is spliced from 7 exons.
CCUUACCCGGUCACCAUGUGCACCUCAGAAACGUUCCAAGCCUUGGAUGCCUUUGAAGCCCGAAGUGAUGACAUCGUGCUAGCAUCCUAUCCGAAGUGCGGUUCAAACUGGAUUCUUCACAUUAUUAGGGAGUUAAUAUUUGCUGAUUCUAAAAAAAAGUAUGAAUAUCCAGAAUUCCCGGUUCUUGAAUGUGGGGACCCAGAAAAAUAUCAGAGAAUGAAACAGUUUCCGUCACCAAGGAUUUUGGCAACUCACCUCCAUUACGACAAAUUACCUGGGUCCAUCGUCAAGAAUAAAGCCAAGAUGUUGGUGAUAUUCCGAAACCCUAAAGACACAGCAGUAUCUUUCUUCCAUUUCCACAAUGACGUCCCUGAUAUUCCAAGCUAUGGCUCUUGGGAUGAAUUCUUCAGACAGUUCAUGAAAGGACAAGUUUCUUGGGGAAGCUAUUUUGAUUUUGCAAUUAAUUGGAACAAACAUCUUGAUGAUGAAAAUGUUAAGCUCAUAUUAUAUGAAGACCUGAAAGAGAAUCUGGCUGCUGGGAUAGAACACAUCGCUGAGUUCUUUGGGUUCUCGCUCACUGGGGAGCAGAUUCAGACGGUUUCUGCUCAGAGCACCUUCCAGGCGAUGAGAGCCAAGUCCCGGGAGACGCACGGGGCCGUGGGCCCGUUUCUGUUCCGCAAAGGUGAAGUUGGUGAUUGGAAACAUCUGUUCAAUGAAACUCAGAACCAGGAAAUGGAUCAAAAAUUCAAAGAGUGCUUAGCAGGCACAGCCCUAGGAGCAAAGUUGAAGUAUGAAUCAUAUUGCCAAGCUUGA